UUUGAGAGUAGACAUCUGAGGUUGGUUGAAGGGAAGAACGAAGAAUGGCGUCUUCAUCAUCAGCGUCGGGAACGGCGGUUACGGAGCGGAGAGGGAUUCCGGGUGCUCAGUUCGUUGAAGAUGUUCAAACUUAUCUCAAUCAAUCUGGUCUUGAUGUCAACUCUGCCCUCGCUUUCCUUCAAGAAAGGCUUCAGCAAUACAAGUUAGUUGAAAUGAAGCUUCUUGCUCAGCAGAGGGAUCUUCAGGCAAAGAUACCAGAUAUUGAGAAGUGCUUAGAUGUUGUUGGCACAUUGCAUGCUAAGAAGGGUACUGGUGAGGCACUUCUUGCUGAUUUUGAAGUGUCAGAAGGAAUAUAUUCGCGAGCUCGCAUAGAGGAAACUGACUCAGUCUGUUUGUGGCUGGGAGCAAAUGUUAUGUUGGAAUAUUCAUUGGAAGAGGCUACUGCUCUGUUACAGAAAAACCUGGAAAAUGCUAGAGCUAGUUUAGAAGUUCUGAUUACUGAUCUGGAGUUCUUGAGGGACCAAGUUACAGUAACUCAGGUUACAAUUGCUCGCGUGUAUAAUUGGGAUGUUCAUCAACGGAGAAUCCAACAAGCUAUUGCCACGCCUACUUCAGAAUAGCAAAGAAAAUUUUUUUCCCCGCCUGUUUCAACAUUUGGGCAGCUGUACGUACCCUUUCAGCUGAGAGUACGAUUCUCAUCUCUGUUCACUCUAGUUUUUAGAUGGAUUGCUGUUACAUUUUCAUCCUUAUUCUGGUUUCACUACAUUAGAUCAUGGCACUCGAGAAUAGGAACCAGUUUUGAUAAGUGCCGAUUGAUUUACUGGUCUCUAUUUGUAAAAAUAGUACCAUAUUUAUGUAGUAGGUCAAUGGGGCAUGCUUUGUUUGGUGUGAUCAUAUGGAUGACAUUUUGGAAUUUAUUUAUACUUUGUUGAAUUUGACAAUGGUGGCAUUUUGAUUGAUUGUCUAACCAAAAGCUGUUAUUUGAAUUCAAAAAAUGGACUGUGAGGGCAAUCAAAAGAUGACCCCCCAAUGUAGGGUUCAGUCAACUAAUGAAAUCUGUCGGUAGAAUUACGCAAUUUGAAGGGACAACACGUCAUAAUCAAUAGCUAUCCAAAGAUGUUGCACCUUAUCCUUCCUCCUAAGAGUCGUAGAUCUUGUACGGUUUCUGACAUAUAAAAUAUAAUAUAGUAUGCCAUUAAUUUAGAUGCGGUCUUUUUUUUUUUUCAGAUCCUGUGUUAAUGUGGAAUGUUUAUACACUAGGUUGUCUCUAUUUUUUUUAUAGCAUGAAUUUAAUUGCUAUACACUGAAAUUUUUAUAA
Arachis stenosperma is the source of this 1318-nucleotide messenger RNA. Its product is annotated as prefoldin subunit 3. Gene Ontology annotation, molecular function: tubulin binding. The record is from RefSeq and is a predicted model, not a curated record. Lineage: Eukaryota; Viridiplantae; Streptophyta; Magnoliopsida; Fabales; Fabaceae. The transcript is spliced from 6 exons. The coding region runs from base 45 to 620 and encodes 191 amino acids. Gene Ontology annotation, biological process: protein folding; tubulin complex assembly; microtubule-based process. Gene Ontology annotation, cellular component: cytoplasm; prefoldin complex.